Molecule: messenger RNA, 762 nt
Organism: Penicillium taxi
Lineage: Eukaryota; Fungi; Ascomycota; Eurotiomycetes; Eurotiales; Aspergillaceae
Product: SDR family oxidoreductase
Exons: 4
Coding region: 1-762 (253 amino acids)
Source: RefSeq, a predicted model, not a curated record
AUGGCUUCGUAUUUAGUUACCGGCUCAUCGCGCGGUCUAGGUUUGGCACUUGUCUCCCACCUGGCAUCGUUGCCCGAAGCCGAAGUCGCAACUAUCAUCGCCACCGCGCGGCAAGAUAACUCGACUCAGCUCAAAAAUAUUGUGAGCGCAUCGCCGGGACGGAUUAAGUUUGUUAAAUUGGACGUGACCGAUAAGACCAGCGUCGAGGAGGCCGUUAAGUCGAUUGAGCACAAACUACAAGGCAAGGGACUUGACUAUCUUAUUAACAAUGCUGGUGUGACGGAUUGGACGAAGGAUCGACUGGAGGGGAUGGACAAUCUGAAUGAGAUUUUCAACACGAAUGUCACUUCAGUCCAUGAGGUGACGCGGGCCUUUAUGCCUCUUCUUCGUAGAGGGCAGAAGAAGAUUGUCAUCAAUAUUUCGACUACUGUAGGCUCUAUUGCCAUGACUAAAGUUUACGCAGAGGUACCAUGCCCUGCCUAUAAGAUUUCCAAGGCGGCUUUGAACAUGAUGACUGUUCAAUAUGCCCAACAAUAUGCGGAGGAAGGCUUUACCUUCCUCGCUGUUAGUCCUGGCUGGCUACGUACCGAUCUCGGUAGCUCUUACGCAGAUCUCCCUGUAGAAACUGGCGCCGAAAAGGUGAUGGAUAUCGUACAGAAGGCAAACACCGAGCAGAACGGAAAGUAUUUGACCAUCCAUGUUCCGGGAUGGGAGUAUGCAGAAGGGAUCAACCAAUAUCCUGGAGGCGAGGUUCCUUGGUAG